AUUGCACUGGUACUUGGGAAAAAAUAAACUACAACAAAACCAUUAAUUAAACUAGGAAAGCGCUGCGUUACAUCAAUUGAGAGGUAAUCGCUGUACGCGGAAGUUUCGAGGUCCGGCGUCAGGAGUUGACAGACUCCACGGCAUCCAGAAAUUAAAGAUUUAGGACCACAAUUAUGAGAAAUUGAUGCCCAGGCAAAUGAAUCUCGCCUAGAUACAGAUCGCCCAAAAUAGUUCCGGUUCCGGCCUGUAAAAUGCCAUCAGGAGAGCCACAACAGUGAGGCCUUCCUCGCACGAACUCGCAGUCAUUUACACAGAGCAUGGAAAGCACGGACAGCAGCGACAGCAGUGGGGACAGUUUGAAAUCCAUUCCCCGACCGGACUUUGAGGCCCUCUCUGCCAUUGACAGCCCCCAGCCGCACUUGCAGAGCUCUUCUCUGGAUGGCCACAUCGAGAUGGAGUCGGUUAUCGUGCCCAGCAAGCGUCAGAAGUACGUGGUCAGUGCUCCCCCGGGAUCGGUCAACGGUAGUAGCCACUCUUCCAGUUCGAGUCCUUCGACGGCUAACGUGGGCUCCUCGCUCACCAUGAAGUUGACAAAGGUGCAGCCACAACAACAGCAGGUCCGGUCCUCGCCGCCCAACAACAAGGCAAAGGUGACCAAAGAAAUGUUGGCACUUCAGCGUUCACACAUCGAAUCCGAAGUUCUCAGUAACUUUGUGACUGGUGUCUCCAAAUUAAAGCGUCGGAAGUCGCGCCAUGCGCCAGGGAAUCUCGCCACUCAGGCAUCAACUGGAGAGCUGUCCCGCAGCUUAAAUGCCACAUCUAAAAAUGAAAAAAAAUCUCUUAAGGUGGCUCUAAAAAGGAGCAAGAGCAUUCCGGCUCCCUUCCUGGAUUCUGAUGAGGACUGGCAGGAUGACGAUGUUGAAAGAGUCGUCAGGAGUAAUAGACCGCGAGGAAAGUCGAUGGCAUUUGACGAUGGGGAACGGCUGGCUGAGCUAAACACAGAAGACAGCAAUUCUCGUGGGGUUCUUCUUGCUCGCUGCCGAUCCCGCAGCAAAACUCUAUCCCUGAGUAACAGUUGGAGCAUUGAGGAGAAGGCGCCGAGGCGAAGCAACCUGCGGAGUGAGAACGAGGACUUUGCCAAAAAGCACAACGCCUUUCUUGAUCGCGUCAUCCACGAUGACCACGAUGAAUCGGAAUUGACACCGAACAACUCGGGUGAGGGCGACGUCGGCAUGGACUGGCCCGAAGGUGAGCUGGAAGCCCACAGUUCGAUCUUUUCGGACGCGAGCGACUUGAAGGCAGCCGAGGCCAAAAACCAGGAGGACGAGGCAGCCGAACGGCUUGCUCUCAUUUGGGAGGAGCCACCCAUGCUUUGCAAUUCUGUCUUUCAGCCUGGCUGGGACCCGUUCUGCUGGAAAUGCCGGCAAUGCGGAAAGCUGAUGCCCUGCUCCAAGUGCCUGCGCUCCUUUCAUACCUACUGCGUGCGACCCGCCACCACCAAGUUCGAUUCUUCUUGGAAGUGCCCUGAGUGCCAGGUGAUCGAGACAGCGCCCAAGAGGCUGCGACGCAAUGGAGUUUCCGUGGAUCUCCUCAGCCAGCUACUUUCCUUCGCUCUGGACCGCAUGAGGCAUGUGCGCGGGGCCCACAAACUGCGUUCGCCGCAAGAGGUCUUCCCGCUGACGUACAAGAAGUAUUUUGUCAAUCCGGUGAGCUUCGAUAGCCUAGCGAAGCGCAUCCGCAGUGGGGCUUACCAGAGCACAGAAGAGUUCCUCGGCGAGGUGAAGUGGAUUCAGCACAAUGCCCUCAUCCUGGACAACGGAGAUGUUAAAGUGGAGCAGGCCUCGAAGGCAGUAGUUAAGGUAUGCCGGCAGGAGGCCAAUGAAAUCGACACCUGCCCCGAAUGCUAUCUGAACGCAAAUUCUAGCGACGAGUGGUUCGUCAAGGUUUGUCGCCAUCCACAUCUCCUGCUCUGGGCAAAGCUGAAGGGGUUCCCCUACUGGCCGGCCAAGGCUAUGGGCUCGUCCAAUUCCGCAAUGGUGAAUGUGCGCUUCUUUGGCAAGCACGAUCGAGCUUUCGUGCCCGUAAAGGACUGCUUCCUUUACUCAGCUCAGAAUCCAAACACGCAAACCAGCCGGAGAUCAGCACGGGAUCUGGCGGAAUGCAUUCGGGAGGUCGAGGUUCACAUUGAGCAGAUCAAACGGAAGAUUGGGGCGUUCAAUUACGCUGCUUAUCGCAUCCCCUACGAUCCUAUGGAAGAACAGCAACAGCUGGAACAGAUGAUGCCCGGAGUAUAUGAGGCCAUUGAUAGGGAACUUGAGCCGGCCAAUAAGACACCCCUGCAGUUUCUUAUACGAAAAACUGCGGACGAUAAGUUGUCCAUAGUGAAGAAGACGAAGACCACGGAAUCAGGCAACGAGUCGGAUCAAUCGCCCAGUCCCACGAAAAAGCUUUCGGAGGUGGAAUCUGCCACGGUAUCAGGAUGCGGAUCCAUCGAGCAUUCCAAAGUUAAGAGCAACAACUAUGAAGUUAUACCCAGAUCUGGCGAAUCUCUGACCGACUCUCGCUGCAAGGUUCUGCUUAAAAGGAAAUCUCUGGUUGCCAAGACAACUUCUGAAUCUGUAGAAGCCUCGGAAGCGGUUCCCACGAAACGCAAACAUUCCCUGAGUGAUGCUAGUUUCACCAGCGAAUCCAGCGACCACAAACGCAAGUCGAAACAUGCUAGGAAACAACAAGAGCAGGAUAAACCCGUUGAAGGACAAGAAGAAGCGGCCCAAGAACCUCCGAAACCGGCAGCAACCUUACAUCAAGAGGAACCAAUACUAGAGGAAGAGGCGGCCAAGGAGUCUUUCGCCAAUGACACUUCAACCACAUCUUCGCCGGCUUCUGCCUCUGUAGUUUCAGUGGUGGAAUUGGUCAGACGACGCCAGGGUGUGACCAUUACAAAGAUACCACGCGAACAGCAACAGACGACAGCCACAGAAAACACUGCGAAUCCUCCUGUUCCUCCUUGUUCUCCUCCAACGGCUCCUCCCCAGUCAACUGUAAUUAAACAAAAUGUCCCAAAACGAACUGAAAUUGCGAAUCCAAAACUGUCUGAGGUGGAGAGACAGCAACAACAGCUGAUCAAGAAAGUUAUUCCAUUCAUAGAAAUCAAAACGGAAGUGAUGUCGGAGCCUGAGGACGAAGAAAUGCCCACGAACCAAAUCAGUAAUCAGCCUCCAACUGAUCAACAUGAACCGCAAAAGGAGCAACAGGCGGCAGUCACCGUCAGGCCAGAAUCUCAAUUGCCAACUUCUCUGCCGCCACCAGUGCCGACUCCCCAACCCAAAAUUGUGGAGCUUCCACCUCCAGACAAAGUCAGAAUCAAGGAGGAGAUUCUUAGCGAGGAUGAAAUGGAAACUGAUCAACCCAGUCUUAGCCAGAGGUUUGACCAAAUGCCACCCAUGCCCCUGCCUAUGCCUCCACCUCCUCCUAUGCCACCACUGGAGGAGACACCCGCAACAGAUGACUUGGUUCGGUUUGUGGGCGAUACCACCAUCCAAAGAGUGAAUCAUAAACAGGGGGUGAAGUCUACGGACUCAGCCGGAAAAAGAAAAGUAGUGCCUCAAGUUCCCGUGCCAAUUGUACCCCAGUCAUCGUCACCAGCCACCUCGCCUCUCCAGUCGUCCGCUUCCUCACCUUGGACAUCACCAAAGUCAACUAGCAUUUCGGCCGCCAGCAAGCCGCCGGCACCAUCAAAAGGAAAGUCACCGCCCCAACAGCAGUUCCGAAUGAAAAACGAUCGGACUCCAACUUCUCCACCAGACACUGCACCGCCGGCCACCACCACGUCAUCUUUGCUGAGAUCCAAUAUGGUAGUAAUUCCAGUGGAACAAGCUGGCAGUUGUAAUCUGAACAGUCCCAUGACUAUCCCGGUUCCACCGCUGAGAGCCGUUUCUAAGAAUACACUACAAAAUCCUUCAGCGCAACCAGCUCCCUCUUCUGUUCAGAUGCCAUGUCAACCCAGCAGCUCCGCAAAUAUUCCUCCACCCCUAGCCGGUUUGAGUGUUCCUCAAAUGGGCUUACAAACAUCACCCGAAGCCACCACGACAAACAAUGCAGAACCAGUCUGCCGAUUGGCCAACGCGUUGAACGGACUGACCAGCGAUUCCGUGGCCAGUGAAUCCACAUCUAAUGAUCCCAUAACUCCAGGCUUAGCCACUGCUUAUAGUGAGAUGAUCCUGCGUUCCGGUGUACCAAAGCUGGUGGCUCGGCCCAGUGGGCCACUCCGGUCGGAUGGCUCCCAAAUAUAUCCCUCACAAGCGGGGCCAGUUUCCCAAAAACUCAAGGAGAACGCACACAAGAUCACGGACUAUUUUAUCUCCGUCAUCGAGGACACGCUUAGCGAUAUGGCUACUGGAGAUCAUAGCGUCCUCCAAGCUCGUAUUGCCGGUCUGUCGCUAGAGAACGAGCGCCUGAAGCAGCACUACGAGCGCCAAAUGAGCGAUUUCCAGCGCACUAGCGAAAUGAUGAUUGCCGAGAUGCGUAAGAGUUUGGAGCAGGAGCACAAGCGCGUGAUUUGCGAUCUCCGCCAGCAAAACGCCAUCGAGCAGAUGAGAGCGGUGGAAGAGGCGAAGAAGAAGCAGUGGUGCGCCAACUGCAUGCGUGAGGCGCAGUUGUACUGCUGUUGGAACACCUCUUACUGCGACUAUCCCUGCCAACAGAUGCAUUGGCCUAGACACUCUUCCACCUGCGGUCAGGCAGUGCCACCCGCAAAUCCAGUACCCAUGGCUUCGACUCCGAUAAUCGAGCCUGGCCGACCCAGAACCAAAGUGGCCUUGUCAACGGCGACCCCACCUGCUACUACUCCCAGUCCAAGCUCACAAAUUAUUCGAACAGUUGCCGCCUGUCCACCAGCACCAUCAGUGACCAACACACCCAGCUCUAAGAAGUGGCCGCCUAUGAUGUCGUUGCUCAACCAACCCAAUCCGGAGGCCGUGCUCAAGUUGCCUGCCACAACAUAUUUGCGGCCGGUGUCCAGCACAACAAUGCCAGCUACGGUGACAGCUUCGCCACCUGUUAAUAACAACAGCAACAACAUGAACGUAAUAAUGACACCAACACCAUCGGGAAACCAUCUGGCCAAUAUCAUGUCCUCACAGCGGAAUCCACCAAGCUUCAACCUCAAAGCCGCCAAUCAGGCGAUGCCCGUGCAGCGCUUUAAUAUACCAUUACCCAUCACAGUGAAUACAAAUGGUCCUUUCAUGAUCACAGAGCAGCAUCAGAAGCAAGUACCAAAGGCCUCUGGGCGCAGCUCUGGCAAAAACAGCCGUAUGCGCCAAAUAUACAACAACAAUAGCCACAAUAGCAACCCUCAAGGAAUGCGCAACAACAGCAAUCCUCAAGGAAUUCGCCAGAACCAAAUGAAUCAACAAGUGUUCCAGCCAUAAACCGUGGGCGAGUUUCAAAGCGCAAGAAGGUUUUCCACUUGGAAAGACUGCCUGUAGUUCAGGAAAUAAUUUCUUUGAUAUUCCGGAGAAACUCAGAACAGAUUGAUUUUAUACCUUGAUCCCCCAAUGAUCAAGCGUAUAUAAUUUCGUAAACUACCAACUUAAUCUUUAUAUAUUUAUCUCAUUUUCCCGGAGCCCAGCUAUCGCUGAUAGUUUUUUUGUAGAGUAAGUUGAAUGCCGCUGAAAGACGAGAGUGUAAAAUAAUGUUAUCAUCCAAUAAUUAGGUAUAAGAUUUCGAUACAUGUUAUAGUAGUUUCGCUGGUUUUACCAUAACUUAACCACCACCUAGUAAGUAAGAAUCAUUGCAAAGCCAUCAGAUGGACUUUGCAUCAACCUAGCUACUAGAAGAUACUAAGCUCAUCCCUCUUUUCAUUUAAAUCAUCCUGUAAAUUGUUUCUGUCAUCUAUUUUACAUACAUACUAUGUAUAUUUAGAGCAAAGCUUCGAAGUGAAUAAAAGAUACAUUUAUUUUCUAA
Drosophila eugracilis is the source of this 5964-nucleotide messenger RNA. RefSeq names its product protein kinase C-binding protein 1 (gene Zmynd8). The coding region runs from base 318 to 5429 and encodes 1703 amino acids. NCBI's taxonomy places the organism in Eukaryota, Metazoa, Arthropoda, Insecta, Diptera, Drosophilidae. The record is from RefSeq and is a predicted model, not a curated record. The transcript has 9 exons. Gene Ontology annotation, molecular function: protein binding.